AUGAAAUUACAACAAAUCUGUUUUCUUCUAUUACUUCUAAUUCUGUUAAUAAGUAGCUCAAAAAUUACAAAAAACUGUGUUUGUGGGCAUGUUAGAAGUUAAAAGGAAUGCUAAAGUUCUGGUUUUUGCAUUUGGUAAUCCAAUGAGUGUAAAUUAAAUUCAGGUUAAAAAUACACAAUAUAAAUCUAAGACUAAAAGCACUGCAAAUAUUUUGCAAAAGAAGAUUGUAGAGAAUAAGAGUAAUGCGGUUUUUAUUUAGGAUAAUGUAUCAACUUUAUCGAUUGCAUGUUAUUUAAUAGAUAAUAUUGUUAAGAAUCAUCAUAUAAAUGUGUUUCUGAUGGCACAAAAUGUGUUUAAAUAUUAGAUUGUAAUGAUUAUAAAACAGAAAUUGGAUGUUAAAAUAAAAGUUAAAAUGGUAAGUUUUGUUUUUGGGUUUAGGAGGAGAAAAAAAAUGUAGAGAUGCCAAAAUAUGCGAAGAAUUACCAAAAUAUUUGACAAGUCAUAAAAUGUGUAAAGAAAGUUUCGAAUUCUGCACAGUAAAUGAGAAUGGUUAUGGAUGUAUUUAAUAAAUGGAAUCAUGUUCAUAAUAUAUUAAUGAUUAUUAAUGUUUUGAAAAUAACAAAGGAAAAAAUUGUUUUUGGAAUUAAAAACUUGGUAAGUGUAUAGAAAAGGAAUGUGAAAAUCUACCAUUUUCAUAAGAUUAUGAAUGUUAAUCAUAUUUAAGUAAUUGUAAAGUAAUAAUUAAAAUAUAUAAUAAGAGAAAGGGAAUUUUGAACUAUAUUUAUUAUACAUCAAAUGGAAUUCAUUGUGUAAAAAAGAGAGAAUGUAUUGAUGCUAAAAAUAGAUUUGGAUGUGUAACAGAUAUUUAGGGUAAGAAAUGCGAAUAUCAUUAAAAUGAAUGUAAAAUAAAAAGCUGUAAUACUGCUUCAAGUUCUCUUACAAAUUAUAAAUAAUGCUAGGAUUAUGACAAUUUAUUAGAUUGUGUUACUUCAGAAAAUGGAGGAUGUAAAAAAAGACCUGAAACUUGUAGCGGUUAUAUAAGAGAAAUGGAUUGUUAUUCUGUUGAAUUAUAAGAUUGUGUAUGGUAAAAUAAUAAAUGUGAAAAAAGAUAAUGUUAUCAUGCUCCACUUUAUUAUAGUCAUACAGAUUGUAAAAGUUAUGGAAAUUGUAUUGGGAAAUUAAAUGGUGGAUGCUAACUUACACCUUAAUGAUGUAAUGAGAUUUUAGAAGAAUAAUUUUGUGAAAUUAAUUUUAAUAAAGAAAAGUGGUUUUGGUUAGAAGAUAAUUGCAUAUUGUUAGAAUAUAAUAAAUUAAAAUUACCAUAUUAUAAAAAUCAUUAAAUAUGCUAAUAAGCAAGUUAAUUUUGCACAUUUAAUAUAGAUUCUUUAGGUUGUACAGAUUACAUAUGUGAAAAUAUUUUAGAAGUAGAAAAUUGCACAAUUGAUUCAAAUGGUUCUCUAUGUACAAUGAAUUAAGGAUGUAUAGAAAAGACUUGUAGAACUGCUCCUCUAUCUUAUGAUACUAAUACUAAAUGUGAAAAUUGGUUGUCAAAAUGUACAGUAAAUGUUUAAGUUUUAUCAAAUUAAAAUAUUUUGAUUGGAUGUGUAGAUAAAAAGAAUAGUUGUUAACUUGCUCUAUAAGAUCAAUGCUAUUCUACGAUUUCUGGUUUUUAAUGUAAAUGGGAUUCAAUUUCUUAAAAGUGCAUUGAUCAAGAUUGCACAGAUGCAAAUCCUAAUAUUUAUUAAACUAAUGAAUUAUGCUAAUCAUUUAAAGUGUUUUCAGCUUCUUGCAUACUUAAAUCUACUAACAUUGGAUGUUAAUAAUGGCCAUAAAAUUGCAAUCUUAUGUUAAAUUAAUAAUAGUGUGAAUUAAACUUAUAAGAUGGAACUAUAUGCUUUUGGAAUGGUAGUUAUUGUAAAAUAAAGGAAUGUUCAGAUGCUUCUAAAAUUAAUUACACUAAUAAUGUUGAAUGCAAUGUCUGGAUUAAUUAUUGUAUUUUUAAUCAUAUUAAUGGAGGAUGCAAAACUAGAGUUGAUUCAGAUACUUGCACAUCUUCACCAAAUAAUAUUAUGUAUAGCGUCAUUAAGAAUGUUUUGCAUGGAAUCCUAAAUGUACUAUUAUUUCCUCUUUUCAAGCUGAAGGUUGUGAGUCUAAGAAAGAAAAUUGUUAUGAAUUUAUUAGACAAAGAAAUUGUAAAACAAACUUAAACGGACAAUAUUGUUAUUGGGAUGAUGGAGAACAAAAAUGUAAAAAUGAAGAUGAUGAUAAUGAUAGAUAAGUUGAUUGUCAUAAGAGAAUUUAUGGAGAAUUAUCUCAUUAAGAUUGUGAAAACUUUCAACCAAAAUGCACAAUAAAUAACAUUAAUAGAUAAUGUUCAGAUCUCUCAUAUUGUUGGAAUUACAAAUAUCAAUAAUAAUGUGAAAUCACUAUUGAAUAAUAACCUUGUAAAUGGGAUAUUUAAAAUUAAUUAUGUAAAGAUGUUUUUUGGACAGAAAAUACUACAGCAUAAACUGAGGCUGAAUGUUUAAAAUUUAGAAAAAAUAACUAGUGUUAAUUAAAGAUUAAUUUUAAUGGAACAUAUGGACCUGGUUGUGAGUGGAGACCAUCUUCUUGUUAGGGGAUUACAAAUUCUAAUAUAUGUAAAUUAACUUUAACAGCUGAAAACCAUAGAUGUUAUUUUUUUAAUUCUUCAUGUUCAAUUGUACAACCAAAUUAAUGUUAAUUCGUUGCUGAUAGUAAAAGUAAUGAGCUUUGUCAAUUAUAUAAUACAUAAUGUGUACUAUAAUCAAUUGGAAAAGGAUGUUAUUCUACUUAAACUUGCUCACAUUUAUCAAAUGAAGUUUUUAACAGUGCAAUCAUGUAAAUGAAUUAUUAAUGUAAUUAUUCUGACAUCUGUCGACUUGAUAUGAAUUGUUCUGACAAAUAUCUUUCCUUAAGCACUUGUGAUGGCUAAAAAACACGUUUAGGUUAAUUAUGUUAAUAUAAAUAAUCUUGUCACAAUUGUAACUAUUAAUGCAUUGGAUAAACAGCAUAAAAAAAUUUAAACUUUUCUUCCUAAAUGACACUUUCACAAAAAAGGGAAUAAUGUUAAGACUAUUCAAAAACUUAUAUGUAUGAUACAAAUUGUGAUUGUUGUGUAUUAUUAACUUCUUGUAACCUAGUUUAAGGUUCACCAACACGUUGUAAUACAUCAAUAGCUCAGGUAAACUCUUCGUUACAAAGUUGUGGAUAUAAUUCCACAAAUUCUACUUGUAAGAAUAGAACAUGUGAGCAUUUAAAAAACUUGAAUUUUGAUGAAAGUUGUUAUGAUUGGUAAUAUGAUUGUGUUCUUAACAAUAAUAAUUGUAAGACUUUCACAGGUGAAUGUACAGAAAUUAAAUUAAUUUAUCAAUGUUAAAAAUUUGCAUGCUUUUGGUAAAUUGAUAAAUGUGUUAGACAUAUAGAUUGCCAAAUUAACACAACUGCGAUUUCGAAUCGUGAAUGCUUACUCAUAAAUGGUUCAUAUUGUAGAUUAAACUAUACAAAAGGAUAAGGUUGUUCCUUUAUGGAUUGCAGUAAUAUAACAAACUCAAUUAUGUGUAAUUAAGCAAAUAUUAUUAAUGGGUCUAAAUGUAAAUGGGUAAUAUCUACAUGCUAAAAGAAAUUAUGUAAUGAAUAUAUAACAUAAUCUGAAUGUGAAAGUAGUUAUGGUUAUUAUUAGAAUGUCUUCACAAAAUGUUAUUGGUGUUCGUAUACAAUGUAAUGCUCUUAUCAAAAAUACUGUAGUUUAAGUAUGAUCAAAAUCAGUAUCAAAUUAUUAUUUCAAGCAAUUUUCAUGAUAGUAUGAUUAAACUAAAAUCGCAUUAAGAUUGUAAUGAUGUAAUUGUAAUGCAAACAAUCCAAUUUAUAUUCACUUCAAAAUGCAUUGUCAAAAAAUUAUUAUGUUCAGAGUACACUUAUGAAGAUGCUUGUGUAAAUACAAUUAAAGGCAUAGAAUGUUAUUGGAAUUCUACUUUUUGUAUAGAUAUCUGUUAAGCUUAACAUCUGUUUAAUAGAAAUUUUGAUAAUUCUUUAUGUGUUACUUGGCGUUCAUAUUGCAUGUCAAAAAAUGGGCAGGAAUGUGAAUUAUUAAAUUGCUCAUCUUUGAUGACAAAUGCAGAAUGUAAUAUUUUUACAGUAAAAUGUUUUUGGAAUAUAUCGAAAUGUUAAGCUAUUGGUUCUUGUAAUGAUUAUUCUGAUAUCAAUUUAUGCUAAGAUAAAAAUAAUUCUUAAGGAAUUCCUUGUUUUUGGGAUGGUACAAAUUGUUAAGAAAAAACAUGUUCAAAUAUACCUACACCUCCAUCAUUACCAACAGAUUGUAAUGAUUGGCUUAUGAAUUGUUAAUGGAAUAUUAAUGAUAAUUCUUGUAUUGAAGAUUGUACAUAAGCAAAUAUUUUAUCUACCACCCCCCAUUCAGAAUGUGAAUCAUUUUAUUUAAGUAAAAGUUGCACUGUAAAGGUUGAUUUAAUUUAAUGUGUUGAUCUUCCAUUCUCAUGUUCUUUAGUAAAACAAACCUAAUGUUUUAAAGAUAAAUUUGGAAACGAAUGUUACUUUUAAGAUGAAUUAUAAAUAUGUGUUAAUUUAAAUUGUUUAAUUUUUUCUUACACAACGCAUGAAGAAUGUAAUUAACAAUUAUAAUCUUGUACAGUAAAUUCAACCUUAAAUGGAUGUCAACAUUUGGAUGAAUGCAGUAACUAUUUAAUCCAAGAGCAAUGUAGGAUUAAUUCAAAUAAUGUAGAAUGUGAAUGCCAUAUUGCACAGUUAAAUAAGAAGGAGGAUGCACUUAAAAUUGCUAAGAUUACAUAAUUAAAGAAGCUUGUUAUACAGAUUAUGAAAAUGUAGAGUGUAUAUGGGAUGAGUAUAUAGGUAUAUGCUUUCCAAAUUCAUGCAUAGAUUUUUGUGGAGAUGGUAUUGUUUCUAGUUAAGAAGAAUAAUGUGAUGAUGGCAACUAUUUACCUUAUAACGGUUGUUACAAAUGUUAAAUACAGUGUCCAAUAGGAUGCAAUAUUUGUAAUGUUCAAUAUGUAAAGAUUGUCAAAAAAAUGGAUGGGUAUUGAAUAAUGGGGUUUGUAAUUCUAUAUGUGGAGAUAACUAUGUAAUAGGAAAUGA
Messenger RNA from Paramecium sonneborni, 5127 nucleotides. Lineage: Eukaryota; Ciliophora; Oligohymenophorea; Peniculida; Parameciidae. The record is from the annotation of a GenBank genome assembly.